CAAACAGCAGGAGCACGAGUACUGGGAGUAGGUUCGAAAGAAUCAUGUUUCUACUCAGUUACAAAAGACCCCUUUUUCAUUUAUGCACUGCUUGCUGAGUAUGCGUUAAAACAACUUGCUCUUACCACAGUACUACAUCAAGAAGACGAACUCUUUAUACAACGUCUUCUACAACCUUUCUCAGCUGAGCACUCCCGUCAAUCAAAAAAAAAUGUUGCGCAAGAGUACGCGUGAACGCAAGGAGUACCUCUUCCAGAAGGCCCUGGAGGACCGCGAAAGCGCCACGUUCGAGAAAAAGAAGCGCCUCAGAGAUGCUCUCGAACAGAACAAAGCUCUACCUACAGAGCUCCGCAACAAGUCUGGCGAUGCACUGCGGAGAAAACUGGAUUUAGAGGAUGACGUGACCAAGGAUCAACACCAGGUCUUAGAUGACGAAUACGCCUACAUGGGCGUCAGGGAUCCGAAGAUCGUUUUGACGACAGCGCGAGAGCCGUCAAGUAGGUUGAUGUCUUUUGUUAAGGAGUUGCGAUUGCUCAUGCCGAACGCACAGAGGAUAAAUCGAGGUAUUUUCUACUGAUAUUAAACUACUUGAAGUCUUUUUUUUAUAUAUACACGUUAGUGUGGCGUAUAAUAUGGUGAAGAUGACUUUUGCCUUUCUUAAGUAAGGACAAGCUUCUACUUAGUACUUCCUCAUCGAACAAAAUGAGAACCGAAAACAAUAAGAACCUGUUGUAUGAAAAUAUCCAUGUGCAGGAUCCCUAACCUAACCUAACCAAAACCUUAUUUCAGGUAGCUACGUAAUGAAAGACUUGGUUGAGAUGUCUCGCAAGAACGGCGUCUCCGACAUUGUGAUAGUCCAUGAGCAUCGUGGUGAGCCAGAUGGUUUGAUCAUUUCCCACCUUCCCUACGGCCCAACCGCCUAUUUCGGCAUGAAGAACGUAGUUUUGAGACAUGAUUUGUCCGAAAAGCCGGACAACAUGUCCGAAGCUGCGCCUCAUCUUUGCUUCCACAACUUCGACUCCAAAUUUGGCCAGCGCGUUGCCACGAUACUCAAGGCGUUGUUUCCGCCACCUGCGCCAUUAGGCAAUCGCGUGAUGACAUUCGCGAAUCACCGAGACACAAUCCACUUUCGACACUACAACUAUGGCGACAAACGAGGAUCUUCAAACAAUGGCGAAGAGGAUGGAAGCGCGUCAUCUUCUGCCACAAAGCUAGCAACGAAAAAGCGGAAACUGAUGAACAAUGCGGUAGCGAACAACAAUGGGAUGCGAGAGCAGGAUGUGGACUUGCGCGAAGUAGGACCACGAUUUUCUUUGCAACUUUAUCGUGUCGAACUGGGUACACUGGAGAUGAAAGACGCGAAGGUCGAAUGGGUCUUGCGACCAUACUUCAAUAAACAGAAAGACGUUUUAGCGGAUAGCUCAUCUUUGGGAGGCGGUGGUGCAAAAAAAUAAUAGAGCAGAACACCAAGAGCAAAUCCAAAAAAACAGAUAGAUUUAGAUGCAUUGUUUGGAAGAUUGUGAAAAUUUAAUUUUUUCUAGUCUAAGGAUGGAAAGUCGGAC
Molecule: messenger RNA, 1562 nt
Organism: Amoebophrya sp. A25
Lineage: Eukaryota; Dinophyceae; Syndiniales; Amoebophryaceae
Source: the annotation of a GenBank genome assembly